Messenger RNA from Strigops habroptila (Kakapo), 1901 nucleotides. RefSeq names its product solute carrier family 7 member 6 opposite strand (gene SLC7A6OS). NCBI's taxonomy places the organism in Eukaryota, Metazoa, Chordata, Aves, Psittaciformes, Psittacidae. The record is from RefSeq and is a predicted model, not a curated record. Gene Ontology annotation, biological process: developmental process. Bases 10 to 1071 code for a protein of 353 amino acids. The transcript is spliced from 5 exons.
CUGCCCGGCAUGCACCGCGCGGCGGGGAGGGCCGCGGAGAGCAGGGAGCUGCGGGCCCAUGUCCGCCCCUUCGCGCCGGGCGCCAUGGAGGGGGCCGCAGUGCUGCGCGUCAAGCGGAAACGCGGCGGGACGGAGCCGGCCGAGGCGCUGCUCCUCGCCUGCAAGCGGCUGCGCACGGAGGAUGGCGGCAGCGCCCAGGCGGUAGAGAGGAACCUCUUCAAGCUGGUGGCGACCGUGUCCUCCAAGAAUGAACCAGUUCAUAAAUACGUUCAGGAAGUGAUCACUCGAGACAAAGCAGCUCUAAGCCUGCGACCCUCUUUAGGAAGCACUCAGCGAAUCAUUAAGGAACUCCGUUCUUCCAAGCAAGAGACAAGGAAGGAAAACCGUUACCGUGUAAUAACCAGCAAUCGACCUAAUUGUAGUCAAAACGUUGCACCUAUCGUAACUGGUGAGGCAUCGAUUGAUGGCGACAGGUCAGCCUCUGAAGCAAGGGAAGAUGCUUCACAAAAGGAGAGCAGUGCUCUUGAUGAGAGUUUGGACUGCUGUGGGCAAUUCCAGUUGUUUGAUAUUGUACAAGAAGAGGAGGUGGUGGGAGACUCCAGCAUAACUGCUGCAAACUCUCAGAAGACUGACCCAGAUGUGAUCCUCUGCAAUGCAGUAGAGAUGAUCCGUGAGCGUUUAAAUGUUUCUGAAGAUAGUAAGAAAGAACACUGUGAGAAAGAAGAUGAGUAUGUUUAUGACAUCUACUAUAUGGAAUCAUCAGCCCCUGGUUGGAUCCAAAAUAUUCUUUCUGUACAGCCCUACAGAGAAGAAUAUGAACUGGUAAACGAUGAUCACAUUCCAGGGGAAAUAGAUGAAGAUGAAGAUGAUGAGAACGACGAAAACAACUGGCGUAAUGAUUAUCCUGAUGAAGAUGAAUUCUUACCUGAGGAAGAUGGUGAUGGAGAAAAAGACUCUGAAGACAGCUUCAGUGAUGAGGACCAAUGUUACAGAAGAACAUGGAACAAAUACCGACAAGAGAUUCUACAGGAAUUUGGAUAUGAAGAUAUCCAGGAUUUGGACUCUGACUAACAGCCCUUUUUAUGAAGAUUAAAUGCACACUGAAGAUGAAAUUCUACUGUUGCAGUAGAACUGAAAAUCCAGACAGCCUCUGAUAACUAUUUGAAAGAAUGCUGAACUAAACUUAGAAUAAAAAAAACCCAAACCCAACCCCAAAAAUAAACAAAACAAAAUAAACCCUGGAACCCCAUUUUUCCAUAGAAGUUGUGCUCACUGGGACAGUAGGAAACAAGUCUUCACAUGUAUGAGCUGUCUGACCUUCACGAACUGUUGGUGACUAGCAUGGUUGACUGUCACACUUACUGACUAGGCUUGAGAUUAGAUACCAGACUGGGAGUCCAGUAAAUGCUAAAACCUUUUACUGUCUGAGCAGCCAGCUUCAGUUGGUAGAUAUUAAACAGAUGUGUGAAUAUGGCCACUUGACAAUACAAAGUUUUGUUCCAAGCAAAAGAUAAUGUAUACUUCAAAAUAUUUUUCUGCCCAUUCUGUGAUGCUGUGGUUCUGAAGGAACAUUUUUGUUUGUUUGUUUUAAAGCUGCAUGCCCAAGUAUCCACAUUAUAUAUGGAGGUACCACUGGGAGCAGCCCUUCUGGUCAUGACUAAUCUACCAGGUUUCACAACAAGAUCAGCGUGUCUGCCAUGGUGGCAAGUGGAAGUCCUGGAAAAGGGCGCUCUGUCCUAGUACUUUCUACUGUAUUUGUUCCUAAAUUACCUUCCUUACAAGUGCUUGAGCAUAUGAAAUGCCUUGACCUGUCCGUUUCAUUGUUGAUCUCCAGCAAUUUUGCUAUUGGAGUAGAACAAUAUAUAUGCAUUUAAAUUGUAAAUAAAGAAUUUUUGACUAAA